GUGAGGGGGCGGACCGACUCAAGGGUUGGAUAUGCAAAGAUGGUAUCAAAACCGACGGUUACCGAGCAUGGUCCAAAGUUGGCGCUAGAUGCAUGUCAGCCGCUGCUGGUGUUUGCAGUCGUUAGUGACGAAUGUAUAGUAAUCCUACUUACGACUCCAAGGGGCCGUGUUGCCGAACGAUGGUCGGGGUAG
Messenger RNA from Bipolaris victoriae FI3, 192 nucleotides. RefSeq lists its product as hypothetical. The record is from RefSeq and is a predicted model, not a curated record. The annotation marks the transcript as partial. The transcript has a single exon. NCBI's taxonomy places the organism in Eukaryota, Fungi, Ascomycota, Dothideomycetes, Pleosporales, Pleosporaceae.